AACAGUUUUGAGUGAAGUGCAGUGUAGCGUGUUGGAAGUUUCUGAAACACUGAAUACUUGUAGAACUUGGAGAGCAAAUAAAUAAUGCAGUUAAUCGCAGUGGGGUUAUUUUUAAGUCUGGUGCUUAGCUGCUGUGCCUCCAUAAGCGGACCAUAUCUGAUUUGGGGUCAUGACAAGGUGUUCAACUUGCAACCCCAAGCAUUAGUCGAUGCCACAAGCAAGGAGCAGCCGCUGACGCAACUUUUUCAAGAUGCCAAGGCGAUUAUAAUUUUCGUGCGUAAUAGCACAAAUCGACUGGAGGGCACCAAGUAUCCCAAGUUCCAGAAUUUGGUGAAGAGCAACGCCUGGGCGUAUUUGCCGCAACGCAGUCUGGCCGCAGAGCCGUACAGCUACAACGCCAACAUUGAGGUCAUUAACCUAUCAGGGCAUCCCGAGGAGGACGAUGCUGAGCUGCUAACGGGCUAUACCGAUGCUUUGACUGUCUACGGUCAUGGAGAAGUGCUGGGAAUCUUAGCCAACCGCGAGGAGGAGGCACACUUCUUGGCCAAGCGUCAGGCCAAGGAGGAAAUCAAGGAGGAGGAUGCGAAUCGAGCCAGCACCACACAAGCAACACCCACAGCCGGAGAGACGGAGACGACUGACAUCUACAUUGCCGAGGGAAACAAGGCGGUGCUUACCCUAAAUGGUCCACCAGAGCUGCGCUUGAGCAAUGAAACCCUGCUGCUGGAGGAGCACAACAAGCAUAUCACCUUCGAUGAUCAGCGUGCCAAGGGUUAUGGUCGUCUAAGCAUUACCUUCAUGUACAACGGCGAGAAGUGCACCCUGCGCUUUAAAUUCUCCCUGCUGCGUGGCACCUGGCAUCUGCGCAACGUGGAGGUGGAAUACCGGGACAACAAGGCUGUUCUGCCGGCACUUGGUAAUGAGUACACGCUGCCGUCGGCUCCGCUAGGCUUCUCAUUCCGUUGCUCCUCGGAGAAGCUGGUCUUCAGGAACCCCAUCAGGAAUGAUACUCUGCUGAAUCUCUACUUGACCGAUUACCAAGUGCAGCCCUGGCUCAAUGGACGCAAUAAGUUCGGCGAUGUUUACGAUUGUGUCGGCUUCAUUUCGGCUCCCAUUCUAGCCGGCUUGCUUGUGGUCGCCUUUCUCCUGGGCAUCCUCGGCCUGGGCAUCACCGCCAUGCUGAGCAUGCACACUCCGAACCGCUUCGAGAGCUCCCGAAACAAGCAGCUAACCUUCACUGUGCAGGAGUAGAUAAUCAUCCUCUAUAAAGAAGUAUUACAACUGUUGCAAAAUGUUCGCUUUGAUUACAUACUCACCGAUUAAUCCUUUGGCACUCCUCACGUUGGCCAUCGAAUUGUUUCUCAUACAUUUACUCUUUGUGCUGAUUGUUCUCUAUAUAUAUGUGCUAUGGUAUUACUAAUUAUCCAAAUAAAUACACCUAUGAGUAUGAA
Drosophila innubila is the source of this 1451-nucleotide messenger RNA. RefSeq lists its product as uncharacterized. The record is from RefSeq and is a predicted model, not a curated record. Bases 85 to 1251 code for a protein of 388 amino acids. Lineage: Eukaryota; Metazoa; Arthropoda; Insecta; Diptera; Drosophilidae. The transcript is spliced from 2 exons. Gene Ontology annotation, cellular component: proton-transporting V-type ATPase complex.